This is a messenger RNA of Closterium sp. NIES-65, 2100 nucleotides long. Lineage: Eukaryota; Viridiplantae; Streptophyta; Zygnematophyceae; Desmidiales; Closteriaceae. The record is from the annotation of a GenBank genome assembly.
AUGAAAAUAGCUGCGCGAUUAUGUGUCGUUCUGUUAUUCUCAUUCUCCCUCAUCUCGUCAAAGCACACACUACCUGUGUUAGCUGAGGGUCCCCUGGCGAGCGGCUCGGACGAAUCAGAGCCGUUAGAAGCGCCGCCGGAGAUCCCGGAACUUGCAGAGAUUCCGGAAAUCCCGGACGAUGUCCCGGAAGGUUCCGAAGCUGAUUCUGGGAAUGAGGAAUCUGAGGCGGAGGCUGAAGAGGCAGCUGGAUCGCACGUUAACGAGCUGCUGCGAAUAGGGUUACCGACUAGCACGAGUACCAUUGCUACGGAUGCAGAGAAUGCGGGAGACACUGAAGCAGCUGGGAGUGCGAAGGACCAAAUCCCUGCGUUCCUAUUGGCUCUAGAGACUCGCAACCGCCAGCUGGCGCGUCACUGUGGCGCCACGCGUCUGUUCAGCGAGAAGCGCACCACAGCAGCAGCAGCAGCGGCAGCGGCAGCGGCAGCGUCUGCUGCUGCAUCUAACGGCAACAAGAGUGGUGGUGGUGGUGGUGGUGGUGGUGGCGGUGGCAACGAAAACCCCUCCCAUCCCCUUCCAUCCAACCCACCCCUUCCAUCCCCUCCCAUCCAACACACUCCUUCCAUCCCCUCUCAUCCAAUCCACCCCUCCCAUCCCCUCCCAUCCAACCCACCCCUCCCAUCACCUCCCAUCCAACCCACCUCUCUCAUCCGCUUCCCCCUCAUUCAUCCCUCUCGUACUCUCCUUUCCCCCACUCACCACUCCCUCUGGCAGUUGAGCGAGCGGCUGGUGUGUCUACAGCACCACCUGCUGCUGGCAGGGCUGCUCAACCGCACUCUGCUGGUGGGCCGCUUCCACUCCAAGGGCGUGCGGGGCGAGCACUCGUGGGAGCUGGCUGUAGACAUUGGGCAUCUGAGGAUGUGCUAUGGCGAGGACACUGUGCUGCUGGCGCACGAGUGGAGAGCGAGGGAGAGGGGGAAAGGGGGAGGAGGGGAGGGUGAGGAGGAGGGGAGGAGGAGGAUGCUGGUUGGUCAGGGCGAUGCUGGUUUGGCGGUGAGAGAAGGGGAAGUGGAAGGGGGGGAGGGGUUGACGGAGGAGGACGAGGAAGAGGAAGAGAGGCGAAGCGCAGGGGAUGUUGAUGGAGAAGGGAGGAGAGAGGGAGAAGCAGAGACGGUCCAAUGGAGGCGGCUUCUCAAGGGGAAGAAGAAGAAGAAGAAGAAGGAUAAGGAAACAAAAUCGAAGCUGUCAGAAGACGAGGAGAAUCCUUCGACUGAAGAGGGUUUCGACCCCGAAGAAACAGCACAUCCCAUUGUGAUUGACGCUCUUGUGCCCUGGUACAAGGACAAGUCGGUUCUCCCCAAGAGGUUCCGAGCCCGCCCCGACCUCACCUUUCCACGAACCGCCCUCUUUGCAAACCUCACUCGGCGGUCCCCUCUCCGGUCGUUCCUCUCGGUCUACACUGCGCCGGAGGUUCGCUCUGCACGGGUGCUGUUUGUGGGGGACUUGCUCUACGCGUUCUGGGAGGUCCCAGAUGCUCCGAAUCUGGUCAACUUUCCAGGGGAUGCGCCGUUCGUUCGCUCGCCGGGCUGCCCGAACCCGUACACGCUCCUGCCCAACCGGAAGGUGCUGCGGCUGGCAAAGGAGAUCCAGAAAACUUUCUUCUCGGGCAGUGACGGGGCGAAAGUCCCGUUUAUAGCGGUGAAUUAUGAGAAGAGGGCUGGGUUGGAGGGUCUGCUUUGGUGCGACUUGGGUGGGGAUGCAGAUGCAGCAGCAGCAAGAGCAGCUGCAGCAGAUAAGGAGUCGAAGUCCAACAUUGGGUUUGUGAAGAAAGGCAAGAGAAGAGGGUUGAGAAGCAUUGAGGAUAGUACGAAAACCAAUACCAGCAGCAGCAGCGGAAGCAGCAGCAGUAGUAGUGGUGAUGGUGGUGGUGACGGCGAUGGGGGUUACAUUAAAGGCGUUGGUAACCGUGCCUGCCAGCUAUCGGUUGCUGAGGUGGCGGGUUGCUUGUGGCGCAAGCUGUCGGCCUCGGGCAUUCGAAGGCUCUUUCUUGUCACCGAUGCAUCGGAUCAAGAGGUGGGUCACUUGGUGCGUGAUGGUGUGUGA